CGUCUUUUUCCAUUAGAGUUGACUUGCUAAAACUAGUGAUCCUGCAACUUUAGAUGGCGGCUUACAGUGCUGUCAUUUCUCUCUCGCAUACCCUAGACACCAUCUUGGCUCCUGGCGGCCUGCCGAUUUCUCCCCAAAGAAGAAAACUUGAAUCUCUCCGUGAUAAGGUUAGUUUCUUGCAACAAUUUCUUGAAAGUUCUUUAAGGAAGACGGGCGAUCAUGCAGCUGCAGAAAGUCUUGAAGCCAAAAUCAGGGACGCGGCUUUCGAGGCUGAAGACAUGAUUGUAUCCCGGACAUCCUACAUUGUCGAAGUAUCUGAAACCAAACUCCUUCUUUUCGUGUUGAGAAGCGUCAUGGUGUUUAUCUUUGUCAACACUAUGUUGCAGUUUGCUGUAAAAAAUUUCGUGUCUGCCGCUCUCCAAAGUGUGACGUUUGAUGUUGUCCGUAUCUUGAUGCCUGUUGUGGUCAUCCUGAAUUUGACGUACUUAUUGUCCAAAUAUGUGAUGGAAUUUAAGACCAAAGCUAGAAAUGUCAAAUAUGAGGUUCAAUUUAAUUCUCAGGAAAUUGAGGCCUUGCAUAAGAUAAUAGAAAAAGUCGGGUCCGUGGUGGAAAAGAUGAUAAAGAUUAGGGAUGAGAGUGAAGCAGAUGAUCAGAAGCCGAUGAGGAAUCUCUCCUCGGCUGGAUCAUCACCUACAGGCGAUUUUUCUGUUGGUAGUGGAAAGAAUGUUGUGGUGGGAUUUGAGAGUGAUUUGGAAGAGAUGAGGACUCGACUAACGGGUGCUUCGUCCAAGCGUGACAUUGUUUCGAUUGUGGGGAUGGGCGGCAUUGGUAAAACUACUCUUGCUAGACAGGCGUACGAUGAUAGCUAUAUCGUCUAUCACUUUGAUACCCGGGCUUGGGUGACAGUAUCUCAAGAAUAUUCCUUGCGCCAAGUCCUGAUUGGCCUUUUAGAUUCAGCAAAAAUCCUCACUGAGAAGAUGUACGACAAGAGAGAAGAAGAAUUGGCUGACUGUCUGUACAAAGGCCUCGUGGGAAGAAGGUACCUCAUAGUAAUGGAUGAUAUUUGGGAUACACAGAUUUGGGAUGCUGUGAGAAGAUUUUUCCCCAACGAUUGCAAUGGAAGUCGUAUCCUUCUGACUACUCGGCUAUCAGAUGUGGCCCUUUGUGCCGACUCUUUUAGCCCUCUUCAUAAAAUGCAAUUCCUCAAGGAAGGUGAAAGUUGGAAUCUUCUUUGCAAAAAGGUUUUUGGAGAAAAGGAUUGCCCCCGCGAAUUGGAAGACAUUGGAAAGGCGAUUGCACGAAAUUGUGGGGGACUUCCGCUAGCAAUUGUUGUAAUUGGUGGUCUCCUCUCCAAGGAAAGUAGGAGACAAGAAUAUUGGAGAAAUCUAGCUGAAAAUUUGAGUUCAAUUGUGACUAAAGAUGACGACCAGUGUUUGAAGAUAUUAGGUCUGAGUUAUAACCGCCUGCCUCAACGCUUGAGAGCUUGCUUUCUCUAUAUGGCUGUGUUUCCAGAGGAUUAUGAGAUCCCUGUCGCCAAACUUAUCCGCUUAUGGGCCGCUGAGGGAUUUCUGAAGCCGAAUGCAUCUAAAAGUUUGGAAGAUUUGGCAGAGGAGUACUUGGAUGAUCUCAUCGAGAGAAACCUCAUUUUGGUCUCCAAGCGGAGUGCUAAUGGAAAGAUCAGAACAUGCAAUAUUCAUGAUCUAUUACGGAACUUGUGCUCGCGAAAUGCUCGGAAGGAAAAAUUUCUUUAUAUGGUGAACUGCAAGGAUAAUGUUCUUAAACAAGGUGUAAAUAUCACUCCACACAGAUUAAGCAACCCUCCACGCAGAUUAAGCAUCCCGCCACGCAGAUUAAGCAUCCAUCCCGAUCUUCUGAGCAUUCAAUCUCAGAUUCUAUAUAAAAGUGAGAUUCAUAACUCAAGUGCUCAUUCUCUCCUAUGUACUGGUGCACGUCUUAUAUAUCCAUCAUGCGUCUACCUUGGUUAUAGACUGCUGAGGGUACUGGAUUUAAUCAUAGUACGUUUCUUUCACUUCCCAGCUGAAAUAACUAAGUUGGUCCACUUGAGAUACCUUGCUUUCACCUACAAUGAGGCACUUCCUCCAUCGAUAGCUGAGCUCUGGAAUCUACAGACACUUGUUUAUCACAAUUGGACAUUUGGAAAAUGUCCUGUUUUCCCUGUGGAAAUCUGGAUGAUGCCAAAACUACGGCAUUUAUGCAUCACACCCUGUAGAUUGCCUGUUCCUCAGAAUGUGCGAAUGCUUGUUCUAGGAAACCUCCAGACGCUUUCGGAAGUAAGGAACUUGAGAUGUAGCGUUGAUAUCUUUAAAAGAAUUCCAAAUCUGAAGGAACUGGGAAUUUCCUAUGAGGUCUCCCCCUCGGAGAAUUGGUCAAAAUAUCAACUUGAAGCUCUUGUCAAUCUACAUCAGCUCGAAACAUUGAAACUUCUCUUUAAGUAUUCUUCCCAUGCAUCAGAAAUUGUCAAUCCGCCAAAGCUUGCUUUCCCUGAGAAGCUUAAAAGAUUAAUUCUAGCUGGUUGUGGAAUUCCUUGGUCAAGUAUGACAAUUGUUGGUGCGUUGCCUAAUCUUGAAGUGCUCAAACUGCGAAAAAAUGCUUGCCAAGGCAUUGAGUGGGAGCCAGUUGAAGAGCAAUUUUGUCAACUUAAACACCUGCUGCUAGAAGAGGUAGAUCUUGUACAGUGGGUGGCCAAUGAAACCCAUUUCCCCCGUCUCCAACGCCUUGUUAUUAGGUCCUGCUACAAGCUAAAGGAGAUUCCUUCUGGUAUUGGUGAAAUACCGACACUUGAAUUGAUCGAAUUGGUCGACUGCCAUCAUUCUGCUGUGACUUCUGCAGAAAAAAUCCAAGAGGAACAAGAAGGCCUGGGAAACGAAGAACUCAAAGUUCAUAUUGAUUUGAGGCGAUACUUCAAGAAUAAAUUUUACUCCAAAAUCUUUCAUUAAAAGGUGAAGCCUCUUUGAGUGAUUGAAUAUUACAUUUUUUCACCUGUGUGAAUUUAGGUGCAUUUAGCCGCAACGAUUCCUCCCAUGACGAUUGCUGUUCCAAACAUAAAUCCAAUCUUAUGAUUCUAGCCUUAAAUUCUGAGUAAAAUGUGUGUCGUUUUGGUUUUCCUUUCUUUCCUUUGUCAAAAUUGUACUGCAUGUCCUGGUUGGAAUUCAGUUCACCCUGAGCAAAAUGCAGUCUCAUGUUUUGCAUUUGAUUUGUUUACCACUUAGAAUUUCCAUUGUAGAUUAAUCAGGACAUCGACAUGAGGCCCUUGACAAUCUUGUGACUUUGAACAUGUUUAUCAAGAAUCAAUCAUCAUUGUUGAACUCCUUGCACAAGUACACAAAUACAACCAACUGUUUUGGUGCGGUUACUGAGGUUGUCCGAUUAAGGGAAAUUUUAUCGACUUAAAUGCCCGUUGCUUGAAGAG
Messenger RNA from Sesamum indicum (sesame), 3430 nucleotides. The record is from RefSeq and is a predicted model, not a curated record. NCBI's taxonomy places the organism in Eukaryota, Viridiplantae, Streptophyta, Magnoliopsida, Lamiales, Pedaliaceae.